Molecule: messenger RNA, 1743 nt
Organism: Hyaloscypha bicolor E
Lineage: Eukaryota; Fungi; Ascomycota; Leotiomycetes; Helotiales; Hyaloscyphaceae
Product: salicylate hydroxylase
Exons: 7
Coding region: 284-1603 (439 amino acids)
Molecular function (GO): FAD binding; monooxygenase activity
Source: RefSeq, a predicted model, not a curated record
ACACAUUGCCUGAUGCAACCCGAUAUCAAUUCAUGAGCGAGACUGCUCCCAUCUAAGACCCGGAAACACGUCGUACUGUAUCCACGUAACUCAAUCCGUCAGGCUGGUAUCAGAAGAGCGCAUCUAGAACGCUGUGAAAGCCGCUUUCGAGAUUACCCCUAGUCCAGAGUUCACCCGUCCCAUGAGUUUCUCGCUCUUCACAGUCGAAGCUGCACCUCAAGAAGCCUGAUCCUGGAACCAAAAACAAAAAAAGAACACCUUCUAAUCUCUCCACACUUCUAUCAUGGAGUCUGCGGUGGUUUCUCGGCUGAAAGUCAUUAUCGUCGGGGCUGGUAUUGCGGGAUUCUCAGCUGCGAUUUCUUGUCGUCGCGCAGGGCAUGAUGUGCAGAUCUACGAGCGCUCGGCCUUGAACAACGAGCUAGGUGCAGCCAUCCACGUCUGUCCGAACGCUUCUCGUGGUUUGCUUGCAUGGGGCCUGGACCCAGUCAGAGCGAGGUUUGUGACCUGUAAGAAAAGCUACAGAGCCCACGCAGCUUCACUGGAAAAGUUCCACACUAGUGAUGAGUCUUAUGUACCAUCAACUUUUGGUGCACCAUGGUUUUUUGCGCAUCGAGUCGAUCUACACGAGGAGCUCAAAAUACUCGCGACUCAGACCGAGGGCCAGGGGAAACCAGCGGUCGUUCACUUGAAGUCCGAAGUGUCGGAAUACGAACCAGAGGCUGGUCGUAUAACACUCACCGAUGGCACCACAGUAUCAGGUGAUCUCAUCAUUGCCGCAGAUGGCGUCCACACCAAAGCGGUUGAAGCCAUCCUCGGAGCCGCUAAUCCAGCUCUGCCAACAACAAACUAUAACUUUGCGUACCGGUUUCUGAUUUCCUCAAAGGAUAUUGCAUCCGAUCCCGAAACUGUGCAGUUUACUGAAGACGACGAUGGUACGAUAAAAUUCUUUAUUGGGAAAGACAACAGGUUGGUUUCGUAUCCGUGCCGAAACAACGAAGAACAUAACUUUGUGGCUAUUUUUCAUAGUGAUGAGAAUGUCGUACAUGAAGAUUGGCAAACGUCUGUCGACAAAUCCGUUCUGCUCCACCGAUACUCUGACUUCCAUCCCGCAGUACUUGCCGUGUUGGAGAAGGCAAACGACAUAAAACAAUGGCCACUCCUCUUCCGAGCCCCAAUUUCAACUUGGCACAAGGGGAAACUCGUUCUCAUAGGCGAUGCAGCUCAUCCAAUGCUACCUCAUCAAGGCCAAGGAGGCGCGCAAGCCAUUGAAGAUUCCGUGGUUCUCGGGAUCGCCCUCACAAACUGCACCCCAGAAGACCUUGAAUCCCGCCUCCAGCUCUUCGAGGAAGUGCGAAAGAACAGAGCAAGUGUCAUGCAGAUCUUCAGCAAUGCAGGUCAGGAUGAAGCAGAGAAGAUCCAUAAAGAUGCGGCGAAGUUCAUUCCAGCUGAGACUGUGCCGAAAACGCCUGAGGAUUUCUACAAGUUCAAUUUCGGGUACGAUGUUGUGAGAGACUCAAAGCAGGCGAUGGAGAGAUUGAAUCCUGGUUGGGAACUUCCAUCAACUUUCUUCGAAAAGGAGCCCGAAGCUGGCGUUUACCCAUAAAGCAAUGUGCAACAGGCUCCACUUGUACCUCAACUUCUUUCAUCACCUAAUGGAUUGUCGUUACUGCUCAUCUUUCCGUGUCCUCAGAUUUUUUGAGAACAAGAUAGCUUAGGGUCUUAAUCCAUUCUUCUCUACUUGUC